AUGGUAACUGCCUUGGAGUGGGAAGAUGGCCCAUCUUGUGCUCUUUUCUCGGAGGGGACCGAAGACUAUGAGUGGAUGAAUCAAAAAGUAGACAUACCAGUCAAGCAUGUGCAGACAGCAAAUGCUUCUAGCUCUGAUGUGCAGAAUUCAAUCCCAUCAGUGCCAAACUUUGACAACACUCCUCAAGUUGAAAGGCCUAGCAACCUCCCAAUCGCAACAUUUGACACAGCUCCAAAGCUCCCUAGGGCAAACGACAUUCCGGGGCCUGUGUUUGAUGUGUCCCCCAUCUCAUUCAAAAACGCUUCCUCCGAUGGACCUCAAGUAGUAGUGGAUUUGCACGAGACAACCGAGGCGAAUGUUGAGGUCAGGGGUGAGUCCAACAGUCUUGGUAAACAGACAAAGAAGAAAAGGGUGGCUGUCUCCCCAGACAAUGUGCCAACGAUGAAGAAGAUUAAGAUAUACAAGACAAGAAAACCAAAGAAAAACGAGCUUCUGCCCGACUUCAUUGAAAUAGAUGGCUUCCAUACAUCUCUCGAGAAUUUUCAUGCAUCUCUAAAGCCAAGAGCGGAGAUUGACAAUGAGGUCAUGACCUUAUACCUGAAGACAUUCAAGUAUGAUGAGUCAGUGAAGAAGAAGAAGCCAAAAAAAAUUGUUUUCUCAGUGUUGAUGAGUUUGAAACUCAGUGCUGAGCCAGAUGUGUUUGAUCCGAAGGUGUGCGAAAAAGAAUUUAAGAAUGCUUGCUUACAAAAUCACAUUUCAAAAUCUGACCUGCUAUUCUUCAUGGUUGUACACAAAAGGCACUGGGCAGUAGUAGUUGUUAACAUCACCCAAAAGGAGUUCAAUAUCUUUGACUCCAUUAGGAACUCGGAAGACCUUUUUGAGAUGGACAGGAUCACUAAGAAUGUGGUCGCAAACAUCAAGAGUGUUGCAAUGAGGGAGCCACUUUUUAAGCACAAUCUCGAGUCUUACUCGCUAUUCACCCCACUUGAUUACCCUCAACAAAAAACUUACUAUAACUGUGGCUACUAUAGUAUUUUAUACGUGGAGAAUUGGGAUGGCCUUGUUAUGCUGUCAUUUGGCGAGGAUUACAUCCCAAACCUUCAGAAACGCAUUGCAGCAGAUCUGUUGAGACACCCAAGCAACAAGUUGGACCCCGCGCAUCAGCUGAAGCUGCUUCUUCAGCGUUAGAUGGGUGUUUUCGAGCUUCUGCAACAGGAGGAGUCAUGGCAGCGGUGGCCUAGUACUGCUGACGCGAGUUAUUGUAGCUAGCUAGAGUGUAGUUGGGAGCAUGUUCUUGUCGCCAGCUCGAGUGUAGUUGAGAGCUUGCUCUUCUAGCCAGCUCAACUGAACCUUUUUCACAAUGCAACUCUGAAUGAAUCACAGGAAUGUUUCAGUGUGUGACUGUAUGCAAGGAUUUGUUUUUUGUGAAGCCUAUUCAAGAUUGUUUGUCAGCUUAUGCAGGGAUUAUUUGUUUUUUACUUGCCUUUUCAAGAAGAUUGUUGAUAUACUUUGACUGUACCUGGCUUGAGAUCUUUUUUUUCUCACAAGUAGUUACAGUGUAUCUGCUAGUAUCUCUAUUACUCAUAUGGAAUUAGUAAUUACAGUGAAUAUACACCUUUUUUAUAUGGAUUUAGUAAUUACAGUGAAGUUCGACAUCAUCAAUGAAAGUCAAUACAUUGUACUCACACAUGUAAUCGUGUGUGAAGUUGAAUAAUCGCAACAAUAGGGUGGGGUUGGGGCGAUUGUCGGGCUGUUGUUUCUCUUCAUCUUCAUAACUUUUCAAUCUCACUAAAACAAAAGGAAAUGUAAUGCAAUAUCCUUUCUAUGUGGCAACGGGCAUGUCAAAAGUUUUUGCUGCAGUUUCUCCAGUGUGUUUUUUAUGGAAAAGUUUUUAAAACAGGAUGCUUCAAUGUACUUGUAUGUUUAAGUAGCCAGCAACAACAUCAUGCAUUGUUGUCCCAAGGAAACCUUUCAAAAUAAAAGCUACAAUGGUGGAAGUACAAUGAGCCAGCAACAAUAUCAUAAGCAACAAGGGGAAUUGUAAUUUCAGAAAAAGAAGAACAUUAUAUCAGGCACAACUCAAUGCAUGAUGAAAUAACUACUUUUUGUCCUCUAAUGUAAAUUGCACCAUUCUCUUUGUCAAGAAACUAAUCUAUGUAACCAAUAUUACAAAUGUGUAGUAGCAAGAGAGUUUUCUUUUUCUUUUUCUGGUCGAAGUUGAUCA
Molecule: messenger RNA, 2224 nt
Organism: Aegilops tauschii subsp. strangulata
Lineage: Eukaryota; Viridiplantae; Streptophyta; Magnoliopsida; Poales; Poaceae
Source: RefSeq, a predicted model, not a curated record